Messenger RNA from Blepharisma stoltei, 3387 nucleotides. The record is from the annotation of a GenBank genome assembly. Lineage: Eukaryota; Ciliophora; Heterotrichea; Heterotrichida; Blepharismidae.
AUGCUACCCUUAUUUUUUACUAAUACCCUAUUUAUUCUAAAAUCCCGCACUUUUGGUAAAGAUUCAUUUCUUCCAUAUUUUAGUCACAGCAUGUCAAAUCUAGUUCAGGUCCUGCUCUCCGCACAAAAAGGUGACGCCAACUCUCAAGCAGCCAAUGAAAUACUCACCACUCAGACCCACCAAAACCCUGCCCAUUUCAUGCUGGAGCUCUCUGCAAUUCUGGCAGACGAAAAUUCCUUAAUCUUAGCACGCCAAAUUGCAGGAAUUGUCCUAAAAAACACAAUCAACAAUGCUAACAACGACCCAUAUCUUGAAGAAAUUUGGUAUAAAAUUGACCCUGAAACCAAGCCACAAAUAAGAAACAACGUUUUAGGGACUUUGGCAUGCCCAGAUCGAAAUGUUCGUCUGAGCGCUGCACAAGCAGUUGCCUGCAUUGCAAAAAAAGAUAUACCAAGAGGGGAGUGGCUGGAAAUUUUGACGAUUUUGAUUGCAAAUGCUAUGAAUGUGAAUCCUAUGUUUAAACAAGCCAGCUUGAUGACGCUUGGGUAUAUUUGUGAAGACCUGCCACCAGAGUGCAUAGAAAAAUCUUUAUCAGACCAAAUUUUGACUGCGAUUGCAGCCAGUCUGACACCAGAGCAGCCAGAUGCAGAUGUAAAACAGAUUGCAUUGCAAGCUUUAAGGAAUUCUUUGCCUUUCACAAAGUCGAAUUUUAUGCAUGAGACUGAAAAACAAGUGAUUAUUGAUUUAAUCUGUAAUGCGUGUCAGGCAAAUGUGGAGCAGAUAAGGCUAGAGGCUUUUCAGGCACUGUGUGAUAUUGCUUUUAUGUACUAUGAGUAUUUAAGCUCAGCGCUAUUUCAGCUGGGAAAUGUGACUUAUACUGCAAUUCAGCAUGAUGAACAGUCUAUAGCUGUGCUUGGGAUUGAGUUUUGGAAUGUAAUAGCUGAUAUAGAAGUACUCAGACUCCAAAAUAAUCAGCCUAUUAAUGGUUUUAUCAAGGGCUCCAUGUCAAAUGACUGUGGAUUUUUGAUAGUGCGACAUUUCCUAGGGUAAAAUUUGUUCGAAUCAUUUUGAUAGUGAGACAUUUGACUGAAAAACCGUUUAAAUUUCGGCCAAAUGAGUACACUAUUUAAAAAAUUUUUCGAACAAAAGUACUUCACUCCCCCCCCAUCCUUAAUCGAACGAUCGACUGUAAAAAUUCCUAAAAAUUGGGGAAAUUUAACCCCCAUCCUUGAUCGAACGAUUUUCAUAUCAUUCAAAUUUUUAUAUAUAUAAAAAUAUAUUAGUUAUCAAAAGCUUGGGUAGAUGUACCUAAUGAAGUUUUUUUUUGUUCAGAGCUUUGAGACGACAGAAAGCUGCGGAAUCAACCAUCCGAAGUGAUUUAGUCAUCAGCCUAGGCUUAAAAACUCAAUAAUCUAAAAAAUAGAGAUUCUUUAAAAUUUAAAAAAAAAAAAUUUUAAUUCAAUAAGGAACAAAUUAAAAUUUAUACAGUUUAAAUAGGGUAACUAAUAAAUCAAAAUAUUAAAAAUUGAUAUUUUAUGAAAUUAAUACAAUUUUUUGCUGUAAAAAUAAUUAUUAAAUACUCUUAACCCACUUAUUUAAAAGUAAAUAAAAAAUAUAUAUAUAUAUAUUUUUUAUUUUUAUAUAUAAAUUUUUUUUCCCAAAACAUUUUUUUUUUAACCCCCAUCCUUGAUCGAACGACUCGCCAUCGUUCGAUCAAGGAUGGGGGGGAGUCAGUGAAAUGCACACUAUCAAAAAAGCACUAUAAUUGGACUUGCACCCUUUAUCAAUACAGCUGCCAAUACUCUGGUCCCUAUUUUACUAACAAAAAUAGUCAUAUAUGAAGAUGAAGACGAUGACUGGAAUUUGCAUAAAGCUUCUUCUAGCUGCAUCAGUGCAAUUGCACAAAUAAUAAAGGACCCUGUUGUGGAUCUGCUGCACAAUUUUAUUAGUAAAGAAAUUAGGUCACCUAAUUGGAAAAAUAGAGAUUCAGCUGCACUUUUAUUAGGGUCAAUAGUUGAUGGGCCUAGUGAAAAUAAGUUAUCGCCAUUACUUACGUCUGGGGUGGAAGCUUUAAAAAACUUGAUGAAUGACCAAAGCUUGGCUGUAAGGCAAACUUCUGCAUGGAGCUUAUCCAAAAUUUGUGAAAUCCAGUAUAGAAUAAUGUCACAGCCUGGGCUGUUUAACCCUACCGUACCAAAACUUAUAGAAUCCUUAAAAGACCACCCAAAAGUUGCUUGUCAUUGCUGCUGGGCUUUGAUUAACUUAGUAGAUCGUUGCUCUGAAGUAUCUUUGUUUAGAAGAGACAUAGUAAACUUGUUAUUGACAUCUUUAUUAGAAGCAGCAUACAGACAAGACUCAUUUAACACAGAGCACAACUUACAGCUUUCUGCUUAUAGUGCUGUAAAUACAGUCAUAGAAAAAGCACCUAAUGAAUGUGUUCCAAUUUUUGAGCAAAGAAUUCCUAGCUUUAUUGAGCAGCUGAGGCAGUCAAUUUCAAUGCCUAAAAGCGAACAAGUCCAAGCCUUUAUAUGUUCAGCUUUACAAGCUUGCUUUGCGAGGGCAAGCCAAGCUUCAAUUACUGAUGAGACUGCAAAAGUCUUUAUGGAGACGCUAAUACAGAUUUUUAACUUAAGAGGUAGUAUUAUUGAGGAUGGGAUGCAGGCAGCAGGAGCUCUUGCUAUGAAUAUAGAAGGGAGGUUUAUUGUGUUUAUGGACCAGUUUAGCCCAUUUGUAGGAUGGGCACUCAAUAAAAAUGACUCAAUGAGUAUAUGCAGAGCAGGAACAAUGUGUGUAGGAGAUCUAGCAAGAGCUUUGAAAGAGAAAAUUGGCCCUUAUAUUUUCAAUUUUGUCCCACCUCUACUUAGAAAUUUAGAAAGUGAUGUAGUUAGCACUGAUGUCAAAGUAUUAAGCAUUGAAAGUCUAGGUGACUUUGCAGCACAUACUAAAAAGCUGUUUAUGGAAUACUUGGGGAAUACGAUUGCAAUCAUAGAAGGAGCAGCUAAUGCAAGUGUCCAGCAAGUAAGGGAAGCUGAAAACCCAGACUUGUUUGAUUACCUUAGUGAUUUAAGAGAAGUCAUAUUGGAAUUUUAUGUAAGCUUGCUUCAAGGACUUGUAGAGUGCGGCCAAACUGAUUUAUUAUUAGGAAACAUGCAAAGUAUUGUGAAUUAUACAAUGAUGGCUAUCAGUGACGCUUUUAAACCAAACAAAAAUCACCACGCAAAUGCAGUAGGACUUCUUGGAGAUAUUGCUGGAGCAUAUGGUAAAAAUGUCGUGCAUAUCUUGAGGACACCUAUCAUCAACACGUAUUUGCAACAACAUAAAACUGGUAAUGACCCUAUGCUGAGGGAAAUGGCAAACUAUGCUAUCCAAGCCAUUAGCAGCAAUUAA